AUGACAAAAGAAGCCGCAGCCGUGUUCAUCCAGGCCUGGUGGCGCGGCACCCUGGUGCGCCGGACACUCCUGCACGCGGCCCUCAGGGCCUGGAUUAUUCAGUGCUGGUGGAGGCAGAUUCUGGCGAGGCUGCUGACCAAUAGGCGGCAGGCAGUGCUGGAGAACUACUCACGGCGAGAAUGGGCAGCGGUCAGGGUGCAGACCUGGUUCCGCAUGUGGCGCAUCCGCAGUCGUUACUGCCGCCUGCUCAAUGCUGUCCGCAUCAUCCAGGUCUAUUGGCGCUGGCGUAAUUGUCACACUCGUGGCUUUAUCCAGGGCCACUAUGAACUCAAGGCAAACCUACUGAAUCUUCAGCUUGAAAUCUCAUUGGGCUCACAGGCUUAUAGGGUGGCACAACGCAUACCCCUUCCAAUAAAGGAAUGA
This is a messenger RNA of Orycteropus afer afer, 423 nucleotides long. Its product is annotated as IQ domain-containing protein F5-like. NCBI's taxonomy places the organism in Eukaryota, Metazoa, Chordata, Mammalia, Tubulidentata, Orycteropodidae. The record is from RefSeq and is a predicted model, not a curated record. Gene Ontology annotation, molecular function: calmodulin binding.